CACAACGAUCUGCUCUACGAUAAACAUACUUGUCAAAAGCUUAAGUAAAGCUUGUCACGUUUAAGCAGCUUGUCAGUCCUCCCACCCAUGUGUACGAUGAUACCAAUGCCUAUUGGCUCGUCUCUUCGAAGAAGUAGUACGAAAGGAAUAUCUACCCGAGCAACAGAGCAGUGAACCUGGGAGUACUUACUCUAGUUUUGACACAUCCGUGGAGAACCCCAAUGGUGGGACAUAUAUAUAUAUAAUGACUACAAGGAUGCUUUCAACAGAAGACCAAUCUGUACCUUUCCACUCCACCAACAACCAUGCAGAUCUACACCAUCCUCGCCCAGCUUGCUCUCGUCAGCGUUGUCGCAGCAGCACAGCCUACCGUCUAUCUCAUAAGGCACGGCGAAAAGCCCUCCAGUGGAAACGGCCUCAGCGCCGCUGGAAUGCAGCGUGCUCAGUGCCUCCGAUCUGUGUUUGGCAAGAGCUCGUCGUAUAACAUCGGAAACAUCAUGGCACAGACAUACAAGGCCGAUGGCUCUCGUAAGCGUCCAUACGACACCGUAACCCCCCUAGCCGCUGAUCUCGGUCUGCCUGUCGACACAUCGUGCGACCGCGACAACGCGAGCUGUGUUGAGAAUGUCGUCAAGGGGUAUAAGGGAAGUGGCAAUAUCUUGAUAUGCUGGGAGCAUGAUGCGUUGAGUGAUAUUGUGGAUGAGUUGGGUGCGAAGAAGGACAAUGUUCCUUCGUAUCCGAGUGACAGAUUUGAUAUCAUAUGGACGGAUCCAUAUUCGUACGAUGCGGGUGUUACGAGUCAGACGAGUGAGAAAUGCCCAGGCUUGGAUAGCUAGAUUGAGUGUUGAGAACCAAAGCAAGCUUGUUCUUUGUAUCCAUCUCGCUAGCUCCUUGCCGUGUUCUUCGUGGCGGAGUUGUAAUUGCUUGUCCCAACAGGAACUAUCUCUGUUUAUUGGUCUCUAGGCUAUGAUGCUGCUCUUUAUAGCAUGAGAGUCUCGAAAUCUCAUAGUG
This is a messenger RNA of Pseudovirgaria hyperparasitica, 1011 nucleotides long. RefSeq names its product putative phosphoglycerate mutase family protein. The record is from RefSeq and is a predicted model, not a curated record. Bases 306 to 836 code for a protein of 176 amino acids. Lineage: Eukaryota; Fungi; Ascomycota; Dothideomycetes; Acrospermales; Acrospermaceae. The transcript has 3 exons.